This is a messenger RNA of Alternaria rosae, 935 nucleotides long. RefSeq lists its product as uncharacterized. The transcript has a single exon. Lineage: Eukaryota; Fungi; Ascomycota; Dothideomycetes; Pleosporales; Pleosporaceae. The record is from RefSeq and is a predicted model, not a curated record. The coding region runs from base 139 to 687 and encodes 182 amino acids.
CAUGGAGAAUCCUCGGCCUCUCCCACUUUCACUUCUACUUCUUCUGUAUUACUUAUUCACCUCCUCCUAUACGCUGUCCAAUAUUCCUCUCGCGCACAUCGUCUGCGCUAAAGGCAUCGUUCUGGUUACGACUUAUGCAUGUUUUAUCACGUCCGCUUAUUUGUUAUUUCUGAACUGGACUACCCUGGGAAACGAACGAAUGGAAAGGGGAGUUACGGGACAUAUUUUGUUCGGGCGGAUCGCGAAUACCUUUUACUUGUUGUUUUAUUGCUCUGUGUAUGUAUGAAGGUAUAUUUGCAUUGGUCACGCGCGUUUCGGUUGUCGAUGGUUGUAUGUAGCUGGCACCGCAUUGCUUCCGUUGUCGUUCGGGUUAGAGAUGGGACACCGUACCAGGAAACCGGUGGUUGGAAGCUUAUGGUUCGGUCGGUGCGGAAGCCUGCAUGUGCUUUCCAGGGUGGGAAGGGGGGCUCCACGGCGACCUUGCUUACGGGUGUAAUGUUUCAGAGAGGAAUUGUACCUCGGAGAUAUUCUUUUUCGCUUCGCUUUUACGAAAGACUGCAUUUGCGGCGCGGAGUCAAAAUUGCGCGCACUGCAUUGCUACCAGCAAAAAUACCAUAUCAUGACUUACCUCACAUUCUCACCUUUGCGCAUCACCAUGCCGUGAAUCUACUUCCACGACUUCCUUGAGUCAACACCCCUGCGCAACAUCCAGCGAAAAUACUGUGUGAUUCGGGUGAAGUCAUGCCUAUUGUGCCUACCUUUGUUACCGUUGAUAGCAUGUAGUCAAGUAAGGCAUAUAACAUCUGCAUUAUGUUCCUGAAGGAGCGGUCGCCGCAUUAAGCUUUUGAUUCGUGCAAGGAACGCAAGACGGUUAAGUGCAGCGAAAAAGAGGUGCGAACCACAUUGCCGGUACAAGUGGUUCGGCAGGCUCCGGG